CGCUCGGGCUGCAGUAGGGGCUACUUCAGAGAUGGUACUGGUGGCUGGCUGUUAGGUCGCUCCAGGAAGGCCAAAGGGUAGGGAUGCUGCUCUGUAGACGGCUGCUUGGCUCUUGGGAAUCAGAGUAACAGCAGCGGCAGAGGAGGAGGAGGAGGCGGCGGCGAGCGACGGCGACUGUGGCAGCCGUGGCUGGGGACCCGGAUCAGAGCUGCAUAAUUGGAUUGUAGUAACAGACAGCAUUAGUCAUUUGAAAGAGAAACUGAACUUCUAAAAAACAUGUUGGAAACUAUAGACACGAGCCGAGCCUUACAAGCAGCAGAGCGUUUGCAAGCUAAACUGCGGGAACGUGGUGAUAUAGCAAAUGAAGACAAACUGAGUCUCCUAAAAUCAGUCCUGCAGAGUCCUCUCUUCAGUCAGAUUCUGAACCUUCAGACGUCAGUUCAGCAGCUGAAAGACCAGGUAAAUGUUACACCAUCUAUAUCUUCAACUGGUGAGUUCUCACAACUUCCACAUUUUGCAUCUAGUGGGCACCCUACUUCAUAUAAUGAAUCUUAUUUAUUGGGUCAAAAUAAUGGCGAUUUUGAAUCACAUAUGGGAUCCAGUACUCCUCAAAUCAAUGGGAAACCUUCAGGUGAUGAAUUUGAUCAGCUGAUCAAAAAUAUGGCACAGGGUCGCCCUAUAGAAAUUUUUGAGCUUGUUAAGCCUUCAAGUGGUGGCCUCGGGUUUAGUGUUGUGGGACUGAAGAGUGAAAACAGAGGUGAACUGGGAAUAUUUGUGCAAGAGAUUCAAGAGGGGAGUGUGGCACAAAGAGAUGGAAGACUGAAAGAAGCCGAUCAAAUCCUGGCAAUCAAUGGAUAUGCACUUGAUCAGACAAUAACACACCAACAGGCUAUCAGCCUUCUUCAGAAGGCCAAAGAUAAUGUCCAGCUCAUUGUUGCCAGAGGCUCAUUGCCUCCGCUUAUGAGCCCUAUAGUUUCCCGUUCUCCAUCUGCUGCUAGCACAGUUUCAGCUCACUCUAAUCCAGUGGUCCAGUGGCAACAUGUGGAGACCAUUGAAUUGGUUAAUGAUGGAUCAGGUCUAGGAUUUGGUAUAGUAGGAGGAAAAUCAACUGGAGUAAUAGUAAAAACCAUUUUACCUGGAGGAGUGGCUGAUCAGCAUGGGCGAUUAUGUAGCGGAGACCAUAUCUUGAAAAUUGGGGAGACAGACCUGGCUGGUAUGAGCAGUGAGCAAGUAGCACAAGUGCUCAGACAGUGUGGGAAUAGAGUCAAGCUGGUGAUUGCAAGAGGUGUGGUAGAAGAACCCAUGGUAACAGUCUCUUCAGGCAUCACAUUAUCCUCCUCAAUGUCUUCCAUGUCAGAAAAAACGGUGGAAAUGCCUAUGCAGAAAAAUGGAGAGAUUGAAACAUUUGAUGUAGAGCUCACCAAAAAUAUCCAAGGAUUAGGAAUAACCAUUGCUGGAUACAUUGGAGAUAAAAAAUCAGAAUCUUCAGGUAUAUUUGUAAAGAGCAUUACAAAAAGCAGUGCUGUUGAACAUGAUGGAAGGAUCCGUGUUGGUGAUCAAAUCAUAGCAGUGGAUGGCACAGAUUUGCAGGGCUUUACAAACCAACAAGCAGUAGAGCUUUUACGAAACACGGGACAAACUGUUCGACUGGCAUUGAUGAGAAAAACAACCAAACCAGAAAUCCAGGCUAGGUCUGAUGAGGACUUUGGCACUCCUGUUACUGUUACAAAGGACAUUGCUUUGUCUACUUCAGGCAUUAAUUUAAGCAAAGAAAACUGUGAUAAGGAUGAUAUUUCGCCAACAGUGGACACAAAUACCAGCAUGUUGCAAAUUGGAGAAGCUGAAAAGCAUCCAGAACCAGACCAUCAGCUACCAGAAGAAGUAGAAGUUGAUGAAGGACAGCAUCAAGAAGCAAAAUUGCAGAAUAAAUGGCAAAAGAUUAUGGGCCUUAAUUAUGAAAUUGUGGUUGCCCACAUGAACAAGUUCAGUGAGAGCAGUGGGUUGGGAAUAAGCUUAGAAGCAACUGUGGGACAUCAUUUCAUCAGAUCUGUUCUGCCUGAAGGGCCUGUUGGACACAGUGGGAAACUCUUCAGUGGUGAUGAGCUACUGGAAGUGAAUGGAAUAACUUUGCUUGGUGAAAAUCACAAAGACGUGGUGAAUAUUUUAAAAGAGCUUCCUAUACAAGUGACAAUGGUUUGCUGUCGUCCACUUGCUUUACCCAUUAACCAGGAUGAGUUGGAUAGGUUGAAUCUUUCUGAUAUCCAUUUAACAGAAAAGCCUCAUGUAGACCUCGGUGAAUUCAUUGGCUCAUCAGAGACAGAGGAUACUGCUUUCGACAUGACUGAUGUGGGUCAGAGUACAGAAGAGGUGCAAGGAUCAUCUUUGGCAAUGUGGGAAACCAACAUUCAACAUAUUGAGCUGGAAAAGGGGAGCGUAGGACUUGGUUUUAGCAUAUUAGACUAUCAGGUAACAUAUACUCAUUUCAACAGAAUCAGUCUGCUUUUUUUGAAGGAUCCAGUUGACCCUGCUCGCACAGUCAUUGUAAUUCGCUCAUUAGUGCCUGGUGGUGUUGCCGAACAGGAUGGAAGACUCCUUCCCGGGGACCGGCUUAUGUUUGUCAAUGAUGUUAACUUGGAAAAUGGCAGUCUUGAAGAAGCAGUGCAAGCCCUGAAAGGAGCACCCUCAGGAACCGUGAGAAUUGGAGUUACUAAACCUCUCCCUCUUUCACCAGAAGAAGGUUAUGUUUCUGCUAAGGAAGAUCCCUUUUUCUACACAGCAUACUCAUUUGAGGAGGAGGGGCCGACUGAUGUAGCCCUCUUCCAUGCUGAGGUAGCUCUGGUGGACGCAAAUGAGGCAGACUUAGCAGAUGAAUCCACCUUCGAGUCUCAGUACUCUCCUGAGGAUGAGGACGCCUUCCAAGCCUCAGUGUUAGCUCUCCAUGGCAGCGCCUGCAGCAGUGGCCUGAACUAUAGCCUCUCUAUUCCAUCAUCUCCUCCUAAGGAUAGUGGUGAAAAUUCUUCAGAUCUGCUACUUGAUUUUCAAAUGUCCAAUGAAGAUCUGUAUAAUAAGGAUCUGAUUCAAAGACAAAAUGAAAAUAUAUCAUCAGUGGAUUUGAGAAUGGAACCUUCUAGCUUUACCAGCACAGAUCUCCUGCCUGCAUCAGCUUUUGGGAACCUAUCUGAAUGUGAAAAUGCAGAGAUAUGGACUGAAUCUCAACUAGCAAAUGAAGUAUUAUCCAGUGCACAUCUUGCUUCGUUUAUGCUCCCUGAUUCUUCUAGACAAAAACCAGAAUCCAUAAUGGCAAAAGAUUCCCUGGAUUCCUCUGAUGAAUGUGCUACAUUCCACAAUAUAUCCAAAGAGUCAUUUGAGAAGACUAUUAUUAUAGCAAAAGGCAAUUCUAGCCUAGGGAUGACGGUAAGUUCCAACAAAGAUGGCUUAGGAAUGAUCGUUCGAAGUAUCAUCCAUGGUGGAGCUAUUAGUCGUGAUGGCCGGAUUGGUGUGGGGGAUUGUAUCUUAUCCAUUAAUGAAGAAUCUACCACCAAUCUAACUAGCGCCCAGGCAAGAGCCAUGUUAAGGAGACAUUCUCUCAUUGGACCUGACAUAAAAUCUUCUCCAGCACCUGCUGAUGAUCAGGCCCCCUUUUAUGUGGUUACCUAUGUGCCUGCAGAACUUUUGGAAGAGUACAGAGUAAAUUUAGGACACCAAUCUGAGGAAGCAAUGUCACUCGAUAUGUUUUCAUCUUAUACUGCCAGAGAAAUUCCAGAACUCCCAGAACGUGAGGAAGGAGAAGGAGAAGAGAGUGAGCUUCAGAAUGCAGCCUACAGUAGUAACUGGAGUCAGCCAAGGAGGGUUGAACUGUGGAGAGAACCAAACAAAUCCCUGGGCAUCAGCAUUGUUGGUGGACGUGGAAUGGGAAGUCGCCUAAGCAAUGGUGAAGUAAUGAGGGGAAUCUUCAUCAAGCAUGUUCUAGAAGAUAGUCCAGCUGGCAAAAAUGGAACCUUAAAAACUGGAGAUAGAAUAGUAGAGGUGGAUGGAAUGGAUCUCAGAGAUGCAAGCCAUGAACAAGCUGUGGAAGCCAUACGGAAAGCAGGCAACCCUGUACUUUUUAUGGUACAGAGCAUUAUAAACAGAACGAGGCCAGAGUCUGUGUCUAGCCCUUCAUCAGCAUCUGCUCUCUCUGGGCAGAAACCUACUAACCCAUUUUAUCAUCAGUCAUCUCAGAAACCCCCCUUGCCUUCCCUGCCGUACAACCUUCAUACUAAGUACAGUUUCAGCAGCACUAACCCCUUUGCUGAUUCUCUGCAGCUCAACACUGACAAGGGAAUACAGAAUCCAGGUAGAGUUACCUUCCGUUGUUCCCCAACUAACCCUUUUGCUCCCACACCAUUUAAGGCAUCCAGUCAGUUGGAUUCAGAGCCUGAAAAGACUUCAUUCCCCAGCUUGUCUCUGCCCCCUCCUUCAACAUUUUCUGGAAUGAGCAGUGAUGCUGAAGAGUCAUGUUCCAGCAAAGUCUCAGAAGAUGGAGACAAAGAAGAUGAAUUUGGCUACAGCUGGAAAAAUAUCCUUCAGCGCUAUGGAACCCUAUCAGGUGAACUCUUCAUGAUUGAAUUGGAAAAAGGUCGAACUGGUUUGGGCCUGAGUCUUGCUGGAAACAAAGAUCGAUCAAGAAUGAGUGUCUUUAUAGUUGGAAUCGACCCAAAUGGUGCAGCUGGGAAAGAUGGGCGACUGCAGAUUGGAGAUGAACUUCUAGAGAUAAAUGGACAGAUUUUAUAUGGAAGAAGUCAUCAGAAUGCCUCAUCAAUAAUUAAAUGUGCCCCAUCAAAAGUUAAAAUCAUUUUUAUCAGAAACAAAGAUGCAGUGAAUCAGAUGGCUGUUUGUCCUGGUAAAGGACUGGAAGGUUUACCUUCUACCAUAGAGGCUCUUCAGAAUCAGGAGGCUGAAUUGAGUAUUACCAGUUCUGUUACAGCGAUAGACUUCAGUUCUUUUAAAAAUGUUCGUCAUCUGGAACUUCCAAAGGAUCAAGGGGGUUUAGGCAUUGCCAUCAGUGAAGAAGAUACCCUUAAUGGAGUUGUCAUAAAGAGUCUAACUGAUCAUGGAGUAGCAGCAAAGGAUGGACGUAUCAAAGUUGGAGAUCAGAUCUUGGCAGUAGAUGAUGAAGUUGUUGUAGGCUAUCCUGUGGAAAAGUUUAUAAAUCUUUUGAAGACUGCAAAGAACACAGUGAAACUUACUAUUAAUGCAGAGGAUCCAGAAGUCCAGCCUGUCCAGUCAACCCUCAGUGCAUCCAUUGCAGACAAAAAGAACAUCUCACAAGCUCCAGUGAUGCCCCCUUCUGGAUCUCCAGAACCGGAACCUAUCAGAAGCACAAGCAGGUCCUCCACCCCAGCUACUUUCCCUUCUGACCCAGCAACCUGUCCAAUUAUCCCUGGCUGUGAAACAACAAUUGACAUUUCCAAAGGACGAACUGGGCUUGGAUUGAGCAUUGUUGGAGGAGCAGAUACUUUGCUGGGCGCUAUUAUUAUCCAUGAAGUUUAUGAGGAAGGAGCUGCAUGUAAAGAUGGAAGACUUUGGGCUGGGGAUCAGAUUUUAGAGGUGAAUGGGAUUGACCUCAGGAAUGCUACUCAUGAUGAAGCCAUCAACGUACUGAGGCAGACGCCUCAGAAAGUGCGUCUGACUAUCUACAGAGAUGAAGCCCAGUAUAAAGAGGAGGACAUGUAUGAUAUGUUCAAUGUAGAGCUGCAAAAGAAGCCUGGAAAAGGGCUUGGAUUGAGUAUUGUUGGGAAAAGAAAUGAUACUGGAGUAUUUGUGUCAGACAUUGUGAAAGGAGGAAUUGCAGAUAUGGAUGGAAGAUUGAUGCAAGGAGACCAGAUAUUAAUGGUGAAUGGGGAGGAUGUUCGUAAUGCCACUCAGGAAGCUGUUGCGGCAUUGCUAAAGUGUUCUCUAGGUACAGUAAGACUGGAAGUUGGAAGAAUCAAAACAGGUCCAUUCCAUUCAGAGAGGAGGACAUCCCAAAGUAGCCAGAUGAGUGAAGGAAGCCUGUCAUCCUUCACUUUCCCUCUUUCUGGAUCCAACACAUCAGAGGCAUUUGAUGGUGUUUCAAAGAAGAAUGCUUUGGCUUUGGAAAUACAAGGAUUAAGAACAGUUGAAAUAAAAAAGGGUCCUGCUGACUCACUGGGAAUCAGCAUUGCUGGAGGCGUAGGCAGUCCACUUGGUGAUGUCCCAAUAUUCAUUGCCAUGAUGCAUCCGAAUGGAGUAGCUGCACAGACCCAGAAACUCAGAGUUGGGGAUAGGAUUGUGAGUAUCAGUGGAACUUCAACUGAGGGUAUGACUCAUUCCCAAGCAGUAAGCUUACUGAAAAAUGCUUCUGGCUCCAUUGAAGUACAGGUGGUUGCUGGAGGAGAUGUUAGUGUUGUCACCAGCUCACAACAGGAACCAGCCGGCUCUAGUCUUUCCUUUACAGGCUUGACAUCAAACAGUAUUUUUCAGGAUGAUUUGGGCCCUCCUCAAUAUAAGAGUAUUACUCUAGACCGAGGACCAGAUGGUCUGGGCUUCAGUAUAGUGGGAGGAUAUGGCAGCCCUCAUGGAGACUUACCCAUUUAUGUUAAGACAGUAUUUGCAAAGGGAGCUGCCGCUGAAGAUGGGCGUUUGAAAAGGGGUGAUCAGAUAAUUGCUGUCAAUGGGCAGAGCUUGGAAGGGGUGACCCAUGAGGAAGCAGUUGCCAUCCUGAAGAGGACAAAAGGCACUGUCACUCUGACCAUUCUCUCCUGACCUGAGCUGUCCUAGUUGGGUCAUCAGAACACCACGUUGAAUAUUCCUUCUACUUAGUAAAGAGAAUAGUUUUGGUUUUUUUCUGUUACUUUUUUUCCACCUCAUCUUUACUUAACUCUCCAGUUGUGCCAGAGGACAGUGACAUUCAAUGAUACACUUUUUCCUCAUUUUAAAAAUAUUUGUCAUAUAGUCAAUUCCUGUGGUGUCUUUGUGGACCUAGUAUUGAAUAUGUUUACUUGGCCAUUAUCCCCUGUUAUUCCCCUUUUCACCCCCUAGUUAUUGUUUUUAAUCCCCAAGGAGGAAAUAUGUAAGUAACCCCAUAGUGUCUCUGCAAAGAUAUAUGAAAUUUUGUAAAGGAUAAAGCAGAAAUAUUAUGUGGUAAAAUAGUUCCUAGAGACAUAAAAAUAUAUGGACUUUUUGAGGGGUAAGUGUUGGUAGAAUUCAGGGUAAAAAAGGAAAUGUAGGUUUUUAAAAAGUUGUGUCUGAUCUGGCAAACAUUCCAUCUCCUACUGCAAACACAUAUACAAAUUGUUCUCUGGUGUGCAAAGCUGCAAUGAAUUUUUUCAGUAAUGCCCUUAGCUUAAGUAUUGCACAAUUUGGAUGAGGAUUUCUCUUUGCCCUCUAUCCAUUACUGCUGAAUCAGGCUUUCUAAACUUAGGUUGGGGACAGUCAGGAUAUAAAACAGCAUCUCUAAAUGUUUUUGAAGAAAAAAUGUUUUACAGCUCUUAGGAAUUUUCCUGUUCACUAAUGACCUAUUCUAGGAUAGAUUCCCAUUGCUGUAGGCAUUUGCUUCCACUACUCUGCAAUAUAUAUUUUUCUGCAGGAAGCAGCCAGGCUAAAAAUGGAGUGGCAUAUAGAAAACCUGAAAUAUUUCAAGUGCUAGUUUUAACUACCAAGGCAACACUAAAAAUGUGUUAAUGAUCUGGGUGAUUGGCUUAACAAUUAGUAUUAAUUUUAAUGUCUGAAAACAACAGUGUGUUAGUAAUUAUUUUGGUGAUAAGCCAUUAGUAAAUUCAUAGAAAAAUUAAGGGGAUUAACAUAACUUCAUUUCAUUACUUCCUAUUAACAUCUUAUAGUACAAUAGCCUCAGACCAAGGAAAACAGAUGGGACUGUUUAUUGAGACAACUGGUGAGGCAUUAUCAUGUGUUCUUUCCCAUUUUAGAGCGUGAAACUCCUACAUUAGAAUAUGUAAAGUCACUUUAAAUAUUAUCUAUAUUUGUAACAGAAGUAGUGUACAGAUAUUUUAUUACUGCAUUCUUGUGCAAAUGCAGAACUGAAGUGAAUAAAUAUGAGGCUGUCUCACUGGUGUACAAAUAAAGAAACAGAUGUAUGUUUUGUUUUAAUGGGAA
Messenger RNA from Dromiciops gliroides (monito del monte), 8115 nucleotides. It is a transcript of the gene MPDZ, whose product is annotated as multiple PDZ domain crumbs cell polarity complex component. Gene Ontology annotation, molecular function: protein binding. The coding region runs from base 277 to 6765 and encodes 2162 amino acids. The transcript is spliced from 50 exons. The record is from RefSeq and is a predicted model, not a curated record. NCBI's taxonomy places the organism in Eukaryota, Metazoa, Chordata, Mammalia, Microbiotheria, Microbiotheriidae.